AUGGAUGUUUCUGAAACAAACUUACAUGUAUCGUGCAGGUUUUAUGUUGCUGAAGUCCUUCUUGCUUUGGAGUACUUGCACAUGCUUGGAGUUGUUUACCGUGAUUUGAAACCGGAAAACAUUCUUGUUCGGGAAGAUGGCCACAUUAUGCUCACAGAUUUUGAUCUGUCCCUGAGGUGUGCUGUUAACCCAACACUGUUGAAAUCCUCUUCUGAUGUGGACCCUGCAAAAAUUUCUGGUUUAAGUGUGCAAUCAAGUUGCAUUGAACCAUUCUGCAUUGAGCCAUCUUGUCAAGUUCCAUGCUUCAGCCCAAGAUUCCUACCUGCCGCUGCGAAAACAAGGAAAUUGAAGGUUGAUCCUUCUGCCCAUGUCAGAUCAUUGCCACAGCUGGUGGCCGAGCCCACUGAUGCAAGAUCAAAUUCAUUUGUUGGUACACAUGAAUACUUGGCUCCCGAGAUCAUCAAAGAAGAGGGACAUGGAGCUGCAGUUGACUGGUGGACAUUUGGUGUUUUUCUCUAUGAACUUUUGUAUGGUAGAACUCCCUUUAAAGGUUCUAACAAUGAAGAAACAUUGGCCAACGUAGUGUUGCAGAGUCUUAGAUUCCCUGACCACCCAUUUGUUAGUUUCCAAGCAAAGGAUCUGAUUAGAGGGUUGUUGGUUAAGGACCCUGAAAACCGUUUGGGUUCAGAGAAAGGGGCAGCUGAGAUUAAACAGCAUCCCUUCUUUGAGGGCCUUAACUGGGCCUUAAUUCGUUGCGCUGUCCCUCCGGAACUUCCAGACUAUUAUGAUUUUGGAGUUUCAGACAUGAUGAACUCACAGGUCAAGGGUGCUAAGUACUUAGAGUGUAAAGUAGGAGAGCGUGUAGAAUUCGAGUUGUUUUAA
Messenger RNA from Sphenostylis stenocarpa, 882 nucleotides. Lineage: Eukaryota; Viridiplantae; Streptophyta; Magnoliopsida; Fabales; Fabaceae. The record is from the annotation of a GenBank genome assembly.